Molecule: messenger RNA, 909 nt
Organism: Patiria miniata (bat star)
Lineage: Eukaryota; Metazoa; Echinodermata; Asteroidea; Valvatida; Asterinidae
Product: egg peptide speract receptor-like
Exons: 3
Coding region: 106-909 (267 amino acids)
Cellular component (GO): membrane
Source: RefSeq, a predicted model, not a curated record
GUGACAGAGUUUUGAUUGUUUCAGUGACGCAGUGAAGUUAACUCGUGUCGCACUGACCAUUCGACUUCAGUUGCCCUCUGGUGAAACAGCCAAACAUUUUGAGCAAUGUGGAUCAAACAGUUGGUCUCCGGAAUUGUCCUUUUCUGCCUUCUCCUCUUGGCAGUUGUCGAACGCCCGGACCGGCAGUGGGUGGUGUUUGCAGACGACACUGAUUUCAACAAGACUUUGCAUGAGUUUGAGGUCCGUCUCACCGGGGGCCGCUACCCGAACGAGGGCCUCUUGGAGCUCCGAUGGCCCCCCGCCCAGCCGGAGUGGGGGACUUCCUGCACGGACAUCGAGGAACCGUUCAAGGUGGGCCAUGUGGCAUGCCUGGCACUCGGCUAUCAGGCCGCCUACUCGGUGCGGGCCACGGCACCUUUCGCUCUGAACACCGGCCCGAUAUGGUUUCGGGGCAUACACUGCGGUAAGGAGGUGCUACAAGACCAUGGAAUGUUGGAGGACUGCACUCUGCAACCCUGGCACCUGAGCAAUGCUUCAUGCGACCACAGUUGGGACGUGGGUUUGGUAUGCUACACAGGCGAUGUCCGACUCGCGGAUGGCAACUCGACUAACGAGGGUCGAAUCGAGCUCCACAUCGGCGGCGACCAGUGGUUGUCUCUGUACGGCGCUUCGUCGUCGUCAGACACAACAAUGUCCGAUGUGGCGUGCCGGUAUCUGGGGUACCCCUUUGCCGUCGGUUCGUCCUCCGAGCAAGUCGACCGGGAGAGCGUGCUGUGUGGGCACGGCUUCUGCUGGGGAUCGGAGAGCUCACCGGUCGAUUGUCAGUACGACAGCAAGGCCGUACCAUGUGCGGACCUAGACUUUAUCGAAAAACCCUACGUCCAUACGAGCUUUGUGCGCCCUCGGUAA